Prosopis cineraria is the source of this 790-nucleotide messenger RNA. RefSeq lists its product as uncharacterized. Bases 116 to 592 code for a protein of 158 amino acids. Lineage: Eukaryota; Viridiplantae; Streptophyta; Magnoliopsida; Fabales; Fabaceae. Gene Ontology annotation, molecular function: fatty acyl-CoA hydrolase activity. The record is from RefSeq and is a predicted model, not a curated record. The transcript has 3 exons.
GCUGGCUCUCUCGCCAUUACCAGCCCGCCAAAAGUUCGAAAGGCAACGUUGACUUUUAUAUGCUCAAAGUUGCUCAGAUGUUGUAUGAGCAGAUCAGCAUUGGCCAAGUCCAGAGAUGAAGAAAGAAGAUAGCUCUCUGCAAUCGACCCUCGAGCUGCUAAGAACCGUUUUGGAGCACGCUUCUGCUUCUGGUCGACAGAUUCUUUUUCUUUCCACAAACAAUAUCCGAGUAGCCCAGGCUCGCAAAGGCUUCCUCCUUUGUAAUUACAUCCUCCCCAAUGGCGUAUCAGAUGAAAAUGGAAAUUGGCAUGCAGGAGCCGUCGCUACGUUAAUUGACAACAUUGGCACCUUGGCCACCUAUUCCUUUGUUCCUGUCUUCAAUGUCUCUGUCGAUUUCUCUAUAUCAAUCUUCUCACCGGCUAAGGUUCAGGAAGAGGUUGAAGUAGAGGCAAAGGUUGUGGGGAAGAAGGAGAGAUUAACUUGUGUGGCUGUUCAGAUUAGGAAGAAAGGAAAUGGAGAAUUGAUUGCUUUGGGGAAGCAAUGGAUGGCAGCUACUAAUACCCUUGCAAGCCAUCAAACCAGUAAGCUAUGAAGGUUUUCUUUCCCAUAAACGCCAUAGAACUGAUAAAGCUGUCACCAUAUAAAGCCGUUCCCCUUUUGGUUUCAUGGACCAACAUGCACUGUGUACAAAAGUAAACAAACGUAUGUGAUACACUCUUCAUUGCCUCGUGCGACUAUUUUUUAGCCUGUUGCAAAUCUUGAAGUUUAAUUACAAAUCGUUGAAAUUCAA